Caenorhabditis auriculariae is the source of this 1034-nucleotide messenger RNA. Lineage: Eukaryota; Metazoa; Nematoda; Chromadorea; Rhabditida; Rhabditidae. The record is from the annotation of a GenBank genome assembly.
AUGAACUCUGCUUCUCCUGCUCAAAGCCCUGUCCGAACUGCUCCUCAGAGCUUCGACAGUCUGGCAAAUGCGCCCCUCCGGAUCGAGGACCGCCGUCCACUGGGUUAGUUUCAUUUUACAUUUAGAGCCUUGUCCAAUUAUUUCAACUUCAAUUAUUUCAAACAAAAAAAAAAGGCAAGAUUUGCAGACCGUAGCACCAGAAGUCGCAGAAGCCUCAACUUCAGCGCUCUGAGCCCAGUUCGAGCUUCUCAAGAGCUCGAAAGUCUGGAAAACGCGCCACUUCGGAAGAACAUUCGCCGUUCUUCGGGUUAGUUUUUCUUCUACUUUGAAGCAAUUCUCAAACUUUUUUCAAGUUUGAUUCCUUUGAAAAAGUGGCAAAUUUGCAGAGAUCACCACUCGGAAUCGCAGAAGUCUCAACUUUAACCUUCUGAGCCCAGUUCGAGCUUCUCCAGCUUCUCAAGAGAUUGAGAGUUUGGCAAAUGCGCCACUUCGGAAGAACAUUCGCCGUUCUUUGGGUUCGUUUUUCUACUCUGAAGCUUUUUCGAACUUUCUUCAAUUUGCAGAUACCACCACUAGAACUCGCCGAAGUCUCGACUUUUUCGCUCUCAGUCCUGUCCGAGCCGCUCCAGUUCCUCAGAACUUCGAUAGCCUUGCAAAUGCGCCCGUUCGCAAAAAUAUGCGUCGUUCUUUGGGUUAGUCUUUGAAACUUUCAGUAUUUUUUAAUUGUUUCUCUCAAUUUGCAGACACCACAUCCAGGAGUCGCAGGAGCCUCAAUUUUUCGAUCAACCUUGCUCCCGCCCAGGAAGCCUCUGAAGCUCCAGCUCAGGUCCCGAAAACUCCAAUUCGCAGUGAAUUGACUCCAGAAGUCGUCCAAGGUCUGUCUUGGGCUCCGAUUCGUAAUAAUCGUCAGACUCGUCGUUCUUUGGGUUAGUUUUCAUCUUCUGUUGACUCGAACUGAUGUUAACUUUUUUUCAGACUCUGCUCGGCCUGCAGUUCUCGUUUUUUCUCUGGAGAAUCCUUCCCAAGAUGCCUGA